Molecule: messenger RNA, 2100 nt
Organism: Prorocentrum cordatum
Lineage: Eukaryota; Dinophyceae; Prorocentrales; Prorocentraceae
Source: the annotation of a GenBank genome assembly
AUGGCGUCUGUGCCUAGUUCGGCCCGUAGUGCUGGGUCGCGUGACGGGGAUCUCGCUGGAGACGGCGGCAACGUCUUGCAGGACAGUAUGGCGACGUGCUACUUGUGUGAGCAGGAGGAGGUUAUCACGAAGGAGUGGCGAGGCGUCCAGCUCUCGGCCGAUUGCUGGAACGCCGUUCGCUCCCACCGCUUGCAGCUGAAAGGCAAUGCCAAGGCGCUCAAGGAUUCCGCGAGUAAGGUGCAUGGGGACCCCGAUGCGUGGCGUAGCGAUGUCAUGCCGUACAAGUCGAACGGUGUGGCCGACUCCUCGACUCGUGGCAAGGCGCGGGCUGAGACGCAAGCGAAGCUGCGCCUGACUCAGACGGAGGACAUGCAGGUCGAUAAGGAGCGCACGGGCAGGAAGAACCAGAUGUACUCCAAGAGGCACUACAAGUCCUACCGAGGCUUCUGGGACAAGGUCCCCUCGGAUGACGCCAGCGAGGAGUUCGACAUGCUGCAGGAGACCUCCCCGCACUACGACUCCGACGGCGAGCCGUGCCAGCGCAUCAAGGGCCACAAGUACGAGAUGAAGGAGACUGGCCGCGACCGCAGGACAGGCAUCGUGACGCUGAGCCAGGACGGCGACAUUGGUGGCAACAGUGGGGCUACGAACCCGCCCUUGAGCGACGGUCGAGUCGUUGGCCUCGGCGAUCUUCCCUCGGGUCUGGUGGAGCGCACCCCUCGGGGCAGGUCGCCCAUGGAGUGCGCGACGUGGUCUGGCAGUAAGCGCAAGCAGCCUGACGACGCAGCGUCGAUGAGGGCGGCCAGGCAGAGGAAGGACCCCAAGCAUCAUAUCGAGAAGGACAACGCGGAGGCGCUCUUCCUAGUGGCCAAGGAGGAGAUCAUGCAGGACUGCGUGGCCAUGGCGGCGAAGUAUUCGGGCCCGAAGUCUACUGCAGGCAAGCUGAGGGCGCUGAAGGACAAGCACAGGGAGAACAGUGAUGCCCCUGACUGCACGGAUGUCCUGAAGAGGUUCGGCGAGCGGGAGCAGGAGCUUCUGGAGAUCAAGGGGGCGCUGAAGGACAUGAAGCUGGGCGACCAGGAGGACGUCAAGUCGAGGGUGCAGGUCCUGCAGAAGGAAUUCCAGGAGCUCGAGAAACUGGCCCUCCAGAAGAUCACCACGUUCGGCUUGGUCGAGUGUGGCGUCAAGAAGGCCGCGCGCACGCAGUACCUGGCCGUGCGCCACCAGAAGGGUAAGGUAUGCGCCGCCUUGACUGCUGGCGGCUACCCGCCGAAGACGGCCAAGGCCAUGGCCAACAUCAUUCACGAGAACAGCGCCACUGGCAUCACGGGUGAGACCGUAGGCAAGCUCUUCAACGAUAUGGUCAACGUGAACCCUGCGGAGAUGAUUACUAACGAGGUCUGCGUCUGGUCGCAGUCCGACAGGCAGCACAUGGUGAUGCGCAAGGCGAUCUUAGACAAAUGCGAGGAGGUCCUACAGGACAAGACCAAGUCUCUUGACACCCAGAUGGCAACGACGAGGUGGACGGGCGCGCUCACGCGCCUGAACGUCGACGUGAGCGAGAUUGACCACAGCCUUCCUCCGAGCGCUGGCGCCCUCUUUCAUGAUGGCAACACGCCCAACCUCGUCACGCUGCGCCGCGACGCCUGUCGCAGAGGGCCCGCGGCGUUCAGCAUGACAGGUGUCGGCGGCUACGUGAUGACGCUGGGCGAGCCGAUCAUCUUCAUGGUCUACAACGUCAAGCACUUGCUGGACAACGGGUUUCUCAAGUCCGAUGCUGGCUGCGAGUUCCUGGCUUCGAAGUCUUGCUCGAUCUUCUCCAUGCCUGCGGGCUGCGUGGCUUGGAUCCCAUACGGGUUCGUGUUCGCUGCGGUGUUCUACGCAGGUUCGGCCGCCAAUGACAAGGAUGCGGCGAGGUGGGGCCACUUCGUGAGCCUCAGUGUCCUGUCUAAGAGCCUCGCGGCGGAGCUCGAGGCGGACACCUACAAGGCCAUCAAGAUGGAGCUCGAGAACCACUACAAAACGGAGACGGCGCAGGUGUGGAAGGACCGCGCGGCUGUUUGGACGGCGUUCGACAAGACGGUCGCGGCGGCAGAGUGA